This is a messenger RNA of Botrytis sinoallii, 657 nucleotides long. RefSeq lists its product as uncharacterized. Lineage: Eukaryota; Fungi; Ascomycota; Leotiomycetes; Helotiales; Sclerotiniaceae. The record is from RefSeq and is a predicted model, not a curated record. The transcript has 2 exons. The coding region runs from base 1 to 657 and encodes 218 amino acids.
AUGAUCGAGGAUAGUAUUGCACAGCUUGCCAUCGAAUACAACAUUCAUGAAAAUGGUCAUGUUAUUAUCGUAGGUUGCACGGCCGCGGCAGAAAUGUGGAAGAAAUUGUGUGCUCAUUACAAGGAAUCAGGGUUCUCUACUAAAGCUAACGCUAUUAAUGCUUUUAUCUCCAUCGACUAUACAGACCCUACUACAGUGGAGGAGUUCAUGAUCGCGUUCAAUAACACUGUUACUGGUUUGGAGAAGUUGAGUUUCCCACUUCAUAGAGAAUGUCAGCGCUCGAAAUUGACCAACAAAUCUACACCUCCAACCCUGAAUUCUUUCCAAGCCGACAUUGCUGACGAGAGCAGAAAUCAAGCCAAGACAUCAUCAACUACAGGCUCUGCACUUACGGCACAUAAUACAAAGAGCAAGAAGAAGGACAGAGUUCUCUGUAAAGGGUGUAAUAAAUGGGCGUUUCAUACAGAGUCGGGUUACUUGGAAGUUUUUCCGAAGCUUGAGGAGAAAUUCUUCAAGAGAAAGGCGGCUAUAACUACCAACCUAUCCGAUCAAAGCGAUAGCGACAGCGACAAUUCGGUUCAUCUCAGCGAGCUUUCCAAUAACAAGAGAGUAUAUAUGAUGUCUGGGAUGUGUUUCUAUCCAGCGGCAAACUCAUAG